AUGAGCAAGACAAGGAGUAAUUUCCACCUGGAGUUGAACGAAGAGCAAAAACCGAACGUGACAAACGAGGAACCGCGACAGAUGUCGAUGCGAGAGAGACGCAUGCGGAGAAGAGCAGGAAUACACGGGUCCUCGACAGUUGCAUCCGUGGAAACUGCGCCACUGCCAGCACGGAUCAGGCGAGAAAUCCGUCAGGAGAUGGGAAAUGUGGAAGCAGGAGGAGAUGCAAUGGGGGACGCAUUAUCGCAACUCGAGGCACAAGUGCCAAAACAAGCGGGGCGGAAAUCCAGAGGUCAAUUGAAGACUGAGCAAGCAGGAAAGCAUGCGUCAUCGCAGCUUGAACCACAAGUUGCUACACAACCAGCGUCUCGAAAGAAGCGAAUGGGAAAGGACCUUGAGCCAGAGCUGAUACCAUCUCCACCCUCAGCACCUCUAGGCACAAAACCAAAGUCCCAGCCAACCACCGAGACUCCAGUCAGUGCCGAAUCACUUGCCCGAAACAAACUCCAAGGUUUCAAUUGGUACUGGGACACCUUCCCUCCCACCAUCGCCCAGAAAACCACCGCAAACACCUUCUUCAACACCCACGGCCGCGCUGCAAAACUCCUGCGCAGCGUCGCUCAGUUCCGCCUGUUCCCCGAAUCCGAUGUGCCAGAAGUAGCUUUCGUAGGCCGCUCCAACGUCGGCAAGUCUUCCCUCCUCAACGCCGUCAUGGGCGCCGAUAUAAAGGCCCUCUUAGCCCGCACCUCGUCCACCCCCGGUUUCACAAAGACGAUGAAUUUGUAUGGCGUCGGCGCAGGCAACGGCGUUACGAUUAAGAAGACGGCGCCGAAUGGGAGGGAGAAGAUUGUGGGGAUUGGAGGUAUGACGAUUGUUGAUAUGCCGGGGUAUGGAGAAGGGAGUUUGGCUAGCUGGGGAGCAGAGAUUAUGAAGUAUAUUACGAAUCGGAAACAAUUGCGAAGGGUAUUUGUUCUGAUCGAUGCUGAGCAUGGGAUCAAGGAUAAAGACCGCUCGCUGCUUGCUUCGUUACGAUUAGCAGGCGUCAGCCAUCAAGUCAUUCUAUCCAAGCUAGACAGAAUCUACAUCCCCAAUGCCAAGGACAUUAGGCGGCAUGAUGGGAAGGCGCUGAGGCGUCUGAGUCCGAAGGGUACAAUCGAGGAACUUAGGAAGGCGAUGGAGAAACUCAAAGCAGAUAUUCAGCCGCCGGUUGGUGGUGGUGCGCUGGGGGAGGUAUUGGGAGUUAGUGCGGAGACGAUGGUGGAAGGAAAAAGGUUGGGAGUUGACCACGUGAGAUUUGCGGUAUUGAAGGCAGUGGGGUUGGAUUCCAAGUAUCAGAAGGAAAGUGCGAUGAAAAAGGAGAGUGGUAUUGAUCAGAACACUCUGAGUUGGAAGUAG
Messenger RNA from Alternaria burnsii, 1395 nucleotides. RefSeq lists its product as uncharacterized. Gene Ontology annotation, molecular function: GTP binding. Gene Ontology annotation, cellular component: mitochondrion. Bases 1 to 1395 code for a protein of 464 amino acids. The transcript has a single exon. NCBI's taxonomy places the organism in Eukaryota, Fungi, Ascomycota, Dothideomycetes, Pleosporales, Pleosporaceae. The record is from RefSeq and is a predicted model, not a curated record.